AUGGGUGCCCACAUUAAAAAAAUACGAGUGCUUAAGGCGUUGGUGUUGGUGGUGUUGGUGAUGGUGGUGUCGCCACAAUGGCGUCUCUGCGUCUUUGCGAACGCCGAGGAGGAGGUGGGGAGCAAGAGUAGUAAUGAUACUACUACUACUACUACGAAAGAUGAUGGAGAGAAAAGGAGGAUUUUUGGGGGCAUUUUUUCUUCUUGGUUCUCGGAGGGACAAAAACAAACUCGUACUCCUUCGUUCGUCGGAAAGUGCCGAGAGCGGUGUAAAGGACUGAAUGUAUCGUCUUGGGGGCCUAUGUGCGAUACGAAAAACAACGCGACGUACGCGAACGAGUGCUGGUUUCGGUGCACACACGAUUUGGAGGAAAGUUCUGGUGAUGUGCAAUCUUUGUCUGUUUUGGAGGAAGGUGCGUGCGCUUUUUUCUUCGAUCCGAUGAAGCGAGCGUGCGUGUACGAAGCGUGUUUAGGAGCGAAGGAUUUAAUGGAGUUUCAGCCGUGA
Molecule: messenger RNA, 504 nt
Organism: Bathycoccus prasinos
Lineage: Eukaryota; Viridiplantae; Chlorophyta; Mamiellophyceae; Mamiellales; Bathycoccaceae
Exons: 2
Coding region: 1-504 (167 amino acids)
Molecular function (GO): protein binding
Source: RefSeq, a predicted model, not a curated record